Lotus japonicus is the source of this 321-nucleotide messenger RNA. RefSeq lists its product as uncharacterized. NCBI's taxonomy places the organism in Eukaryota, Viridiplantae, Streptophyta, Magnoliopsida, Fabales, Fabaceae. Bases 1 to 321 code for a protein of 106 amino acids. The record is from RefSeq and is a predicted model, not a curated record. The transcript has a single exon. Gene Ontology annotation, molecular function: nucleic acid binding; RNA-DNA hybrid ribonuclease activity.
AUGGGAGGAGAUCACGUCACUCUGUACACAGAUGGCAAUUGGAAGGGUGAUGUGGACAGGAUGGGUGGUGGAGGUGUAAUCAGAGAUAGGAAUGGGAGGUGGAUCUCCGGCUAUGCAACGACGCUGGGAGCAGGCAAUGCGUUUCAGGCAGAAAUUAUGUCGUUUCAUAAAUGCCUAUUGCACACCUGGGAGCUUGGCUUUCGUCAGGUGGUCUGCUAUGUAGAUUGUCGGGAACUACAGAAAGUGCUCACAAGUACCAGGGAUGUCCAGACUUACUGGCAUAGUGAUGUGAUCGAAAUGAUUAGAGCCGUGUUGGCAUGA